Molecule: messenger RNA, 1179 nt
Organism: Lathyrus sativus (Indian pea)
Lineage: Eukaryota; Viridiplantae; Streptophyta; Magnoliopsida; Fabales; Fabaceae
Source: the annotation of a GenBank genome assembly
AUGCUUCCUACAAGAUUGGAGGAAGGGAAGGACCCUGCUGCAAUAUCUACAUUAAGAGUCACACACUCUAGGCAAUUUCCUUUGAGGCUUUUGCAGUUUUUCUUACUCUUUCUGGUUAUUGGGAUUGGUGGUUCAUUUCUUAGCAUGUAUAUGAUUAGGCAUUUUGGUAUUCAUAAUGUGGCUUUUGUUCAAUCGUCGCUGGGUAAGCCUUGUUUUCAGAGGCCGGCGGUUGUGGAGAAUUGGUUUAAGGCUCCUUCUAGUUUGUUGCAUAGUAUGAAUGAUGCUGAGCUCUUCUGGAGAGCUUCUUUUGCUCCGAGGAUUCAGAGGUAUCCGUUUAAAAGAACUCCGAAAAUCGCGUUUAUGUUCUUGACUAAGGGACCUUUGCCAAUGGCACCACUUUGGGAGAGGUUCUUUAAGGGACACGAGAAGCUUUAUUCCAUCUAUGUUCAUUCGUUGCCGUCUUACAAUGCUGAUUUUCCACCAUCGUCGGUUUUUUAUCAAAGACAGAUCCCUAGCCAGGUGGCGGAAUGGGGAAUGAUGAGUAUGUGUGAUGCCGAAAGAAGGCUUCUAGCAAAUGCAUUGCUUGAUAUCUCGAAUGAAUGGUUUGUUCUUCUAUCCGAGGCCUGCAUCCCUCUCCAGAACUUCAGCAUUGUACACCGUUACUUGUCGCGGUCAAGGUAUAGCUUUAUGGGAGCAUUUGAUGAGCCUGGUCCUUACGGAAGAGGACGCUACGAAGAAAACAUGAAACCUGAAAUCAACCUGAGCGACUGGCGUAAAGGGUCUCAGUGGUUCGAAAUUAACCGCGAACUUGCAGUUAGGAUAGUUGAAGACAGUACUUACUAUCCAAAACUCAAAGAGUUCUGCGUCCCACACAAAUGCUAUGUCGAUGAACACUAUUUCCAGACAAUGUUAACCAUUAAUACUCCUCAUCUUCUGGCGAAUCGGAGCCUCACAUAUGUGGAUUGGUCAAGAGGCGGAGCUCACCCAGCUACAUUUGGGAAGAAUGACAUUAAAGAGGAAUUCUUCAAGAAAAUUUUGCAGGAUCAGACAUGUCUUUAUAAUAACCAGCCAACUUCACUUUGUUUCUUAUUUGCUAGAAAAUUUGCACCUAAUGCUUUAGGUCCUCUGUUAGAUUUAGCGCCGAAAGUUCUAGGAAUAGCAAAUUCGUCUCGCUUCUGA